AUGGAUCUCCAGAGCUUAUUCGAUGUUAAGGGCAAAGUGGUGCUGGUCACUGGUGGAGCCAAAGGCAUUGGUCGCAUGAUCUCCGAAGGAUACGUGAGCAACGGAGCUACCGUUUACAUUUCGUCUCGCGACGCAAAGGCCUGCGAAGAAGCCGUAAAUGAGCUCAAUGCGCUGGGCAAGGGAAAGGCGCACUCUAUCCCGGCGGAUUUCUACAAAGAGGAAGACAUUAAGAAGCUCGCUGAGGAGCUUGCCAAGCGCGAAAACAAGCUCCAUGUCCUGGUGAACAACUCCGGAUCGAACUGGGGCGCCCCGUACGAUGAAUACCCGUCUGCUGCGUGGACUCGGGUCCUUACGCUUAACCUCCACCGAGUCUUCGACCUCACAAAGCUGGUCACGCCCCUGUUGGAGAAGGCUGCGGCGCCUAACGACCCAGCUAGAAUCAUCAACAUUGGCAGUAUCGAUGGCCUGAGAGUUCCUGCGUUGGAAACUUUCGCCUACAGCGCUAGCAAGGCCGGCCUACAUCAUAUGAGCCGGGUGCUUGCGAACCAUCUUGGAAGGAGAAACAUCACGUCCAACACGCUUGCCUGCGGGCCGUUCGAGAGUAAGAUGAUGGCCGCCACCCUGAAGAGCUUCCGGGAGCAGAUCGAGUCGAAUGUUCCUCUUGGCCGCAUUGGUAGCCCCGAAGAUGUUGCAGGGGCUUGCUUGUUCUUGAGCAGCCGCGCAGGGGCAUAUGUGAAUGGCGCGACCAUCUCGGUGGAUGGAGGUAGCCAUAUCGCUGCCAAGCUGUAG
Molecule: messenger RNA, 789 nt
Organism: Aspergillus puulaauensis
Lineage: Eukaryota; Fungi; Ascomycota; Eurotiomycetes; Eurotiales; Aspergillaceae
Product: short chain dehydrogenase/reductase family
Exons: 4
Coding region: 1-789 (262 amino acids)
Molecular function (GO): oxidoreductase activity
Source: RefSeq, a predicted model, not a curated record